CGUCUAAAAGGGGCGUGGUAUCCACACGGAGAGGCGUCGCGAACGUGAUUGCGUCACUUGGAAAGGAAAGGAAGAAAAUGGAGGAGUACGCAAGGGAGCCGUGCCCCUGGAGGAUAGUGGACGAUUGUGGGGGCGCCUUCACUAUGGGAGCCAUCGGUGGAGGAAUAUUUCAGGCUGUCAAAGGCUUUAGAAAUUCACCUUCUGGCAUGAACCACAGGAUGAAAGGGAGCAUGACAGCCAUCAGGACCAGGGCUCCACAAUUAGGAGGAAGCUUUGCUGUAUGGGGUGGGCUUUUCUCAAUGAUUGACUGUGGCCUAGUAAAAGUGCGUGGAAAAGAGGACCCAUGGAAUUCAAUAACAAGUGGAGCCAUGACAGGAGCUAUUCUUGCUGCAAGGAAUGGGCCUGUGGCUAUGGUUGGGUCUGCAGCUAUGGGAGGCAUUCUUCUAGCAUUGAUAGAAGGUGCUGGAAUCCUUCUCACAAGGUUUGCUUCAUCACAACUCCCAACAGGUCCACAAUUUGCUGAGGAACCACCCUCAAUGCCUGCCUCAUCUUUUGGUGACUAUAGACAGUAUCAGUGAGCAGUCCCUUCAUUUUCAAACCAUUUUACUCUUCCAUGAACUCAUGGGGUAGUCAAAUUUACAUAAAGCGCCAAUGGAAGGAUGCAAUCCACCAUUAAAGAUCUUUGUUGGAAAACGAAAAAGGAAAUUCCUUUUUUCACACCGAGUCUUCUACAGCAUAGAUUUUCACAUUAUAAGAUGCCUCUUUUGUUUAUUGAUCAAGUGUUUUUAUUCUUGUUUUUAAUUUUUCUUUAAGCAAUAACACAAAGACAGCAAGACUUAGGGAUUCAAGAAAACAAAAUUUUCCUAAAGUAUGCUAGUUGUCUUGAUGUGUGAAUGUAAGCAUCUUUUCUGUACAUAUAAAAGUUGAAGUUGCAGUUGUAAAAUAUUUUGCCACUAAGCCCUUCUGAAGAAAGUUAAUUAAUAAUAAAUCAUCUUAACCAUCUGAACAUAUCCCUAAACUAUUAAUGUUUGAAGCAUAUAUUUAUUAUGUAUUUCAGGUUAAACUGAAGAAAUAUUGAGUGGUAGAAAUGAAUAAAAAUGAUUUGGAUAAAG
Tachysurus vachellii is the source of this 1112-nucleotide messenger RNA. It is a transcript of the gene timm17a, whose product is annotated as translocase of inner mitochondrial membrane 17 homolog A (yeast). Gene Ontology annotation, molecular function: transmembrane protein transporter activity. Lineage: Eukaryota; Metazoa; Chordata; Actinopteri; Siluriformes; Bagridae. The record is from RefSeq and is a predicted model, not a curated record. Gene Ontology annotation, biological process: protein import into mitochondrial matrix. Gene Ontology annotation, cellular component: TIM23 mitochondrial import inner membrane translocase complex; mitochondrial inner membrane. Bases 78 to 578 code for a protein of 166 amino acids. The transcript has 6 exons.